CACAACGCCAUUAAGCAACUUUUAGCAACAAAUCGACCUGCCUGUAGUAACCUCCCCUAAACAGUGGUGUGCGUGUGCCCUAUCAUUCCAAGAUGGCGGACCUCCUAGGCUCAAUCUUAAACUCAAUGGAAAAGCCUCCAACAGUCGGCGACAAGGAAACCCGACGAAAGGCUCGAGAGCAAGCAGCAAGACUCAAGAAGAUGGAGGAAGAUGAGAGAAGAAAGAAAGCCGAGUUCAGGAAAAAGAUGGAGAAAGAAGUGUCGGAUUUCAUUCAAGAUAGUUCACAACAGAAACGAAAAUACAAUCCUAUGGGGAAGAUUGAAAGGAGUAUAUUGCAUGAUGUUGCAGAAGUGGCUGGUCUGACUUCUUUUUCUUUCGGAGAGGACGAGGAGAGCCGUUAUGUCAUGCUUUUCAAGAAGGAGUUUGCUCCAUCAGAUGAGGAGCUAGAAGCUUAUCGCAAAGGAGAGGAGUGGGACCCCAAGCUGGCAGAGCAGCGGCGCAGAUUAAAAGAACAGGCUGCAUUGGAAGAAACCGCAUCCAGUCAGACAAAGAAGGCAGAAACAUGUCCCAACUCCAACUACAGAGACAAGUACAGUCACCUGAUUGGCACCUCAGCUGCAAAAGAUGCAGCACAUACACUGGAGGCCAACAGCGCUUAUGGCUGUGUGCCGGUGGCCAACAAGAGGGACACACGCUCCAUAGAGGAAGCCAUGAAUGAAAUCCGAGCGAAGAAACGGCAGAAGCAAGAGGACGACUCGGGGGCGCACAGCAGCAGUUCUUGAGACUCCACCACUUUUGCUUUCUGUUGUCUGUUGUGUGUGUGGGUGUGGGUGUGUGAGCGGUCUAAUUCAUCCUAUAAUGCAAUAUCUUGUACUUCAGACAUUUAAAGUAACUUGUAUGACAGCUGUUGAAUCCAAAUCUUGUUUAGUGGAGGAUGCUUAGGUGUGUCUGAUCAAGGAGCUGGAUUACUAUACUAUAUGUGUUUUAACAUUUGCUUGUGACGUUCUUUCAACUAUCUAAGAUUCUCACACACAUGAUUGGACCCUAUACAGUAUAAGAAACGUGUUUUGAUUAAAAAAAAAAAAAAAAAUGUUUAUGGGUGUACAGCUACUUAAAAACACCUGAUAUCUUAAGUGACAUUUUUAUUAAAAUAUUGACAGUUUUGAGCUAUGGCCAGGCCGGAUGACAUCCUGAAAGCAAAGUUUUAGGCCACUCAUGGCUGAAAAGUCAGUGUUCCAAUUAUCCAAUGCAGUUUAUAAAAGGGAAAAUAUCUAAUCUAUUUUGGGUUAAUUUGGGUUUGUUUUUUUUUAAGUCUCAACCUGUUUCAAAUCUUUGGUAAGUUGGAAGCAUGCCAUUUCCUCCAUCUCAAGAGGAAUCCCAUUUUUAAAAAAAUACAGUUUUGUGGAUUUUAGGAAUCUGUGAUUAAGUCUGAGAUUUUCUUUGUUUCGAUGUACAUCUGCACUGAAUUAAGCUGUUACUCCAAACAAACUACUUUAUUAUUAAGCCAGGCGAUGGCUUGCAAUAGGCAUCACAGUAUAGGGAGCAGGAGUACCAGAAUCAUUGUAGGAAUAUUGGUCACAUCUCUUUUGGUUGUCAUAUCUUCAAGUAAGUUUCUUGGCAUCUUGAUGUCUAUUUUAACAUGUUUGCACGUUGUUAUCCCCCAUGUGUGUUAAUAAAUGGAGAACAGUAUUAAGU
Sander lucioperca (pikeperch) is the source of this 1695-nucleotide messenger RNA. It is a transcript of the gene spag7, whose product is annotated as sperm associated antigen 7. Gene Ontology annotation, molecular function: nucleic acid binding. The record is from RefSeq and is a predicted model, not a curated record. Bases 93 to 782 code for a protein of 229 amino acids. Lineage: Eukaryota; Metazoa; Chordata; Actinopteri; Perciformes; Percidae. The transcript is spliced from 7 exons.